GCUUUUGAUGCCGCCCGCGGGCUGCUCUACCUGCACUGUCGCGACAUCAUCCACCGUGACGUCAAGAGCCCCAACCUGCUGGUGGACGAGCACUGGCAUGUGAAGGUGUGCGACGUCAACCUGAGCGAGAUCCUGAAGAGCCAGGCUGCAGAGGGGGCCACAGCUGCCCACGAGGCGGCCACCAAUCCCAUCUGGCUCGCGCCCGAGGUGUUGACGGGGCAGCCUGCCACGGCGGCCUCUGAUGUCUACUCCUUUGGACUG
Chlorella variabilis is the source of this 261-nucleotide messenger RNA. RefSeq lists its product as hypothetical. Gene Ontology annotation, biological process: protein phosphorylation. Gene Ontology annotation, molecular function: protein kinase activity; ATP binding. NCBI's taxonomy places the organism in Eukaryota, Viridiplantae, Chlorophyta, Trebouxiophyceae, Chlorellales, Chlorellaceae. The annotation marks the transcript as partial. The record is from RefSeq and is a predicted model, not a curated record. The transcript has 2 exons.